This is a messenger RNA of Chelmon rostratus (copperband butterflyfish), 2146 nucleotides long. RefSeq names its product dehydrogenase/reductase SDR family member 13-like. The transcript is spliced from 5 exons. Lineage: Eukaryota; Metazoa; Chordata; Actinopteri; Chaetodontiformes; Chaetodontidae. Bases 9 to 965 code for a protein of 318 amino acids. The record is from RefSeq and is a predicted model, not a curated record.
ACGCAGCGAUGUCGGCGCUGCUCUGCGUCGUGGCGGCAGCAGUUGGCUUUUAUGUGCUCGUGUAUUACCGUGUGUUCAGAGGAGGGAGCUGCUCACGGUCAGUGACGCUGAAGGGGAAGACGGCUGUUGUUACAGGAAGCAACACUGGCAUUGGCAAGGCCACGGCUCUGGAUCUGGCAAGGAGAGGAGCCAGGGUGAUCCUGGCCUGCCGCAACAAGGAGAAAGCUGAGGCCGCUGCUUAUGACAUCCGCAGAGAGAGUGGGAGCAGUCAGGUGCUGUUCAUGCAGCUGGAUCUGUCAAGUUUCAAGUCUGUUCGGAACUUUGCUGAGAACUUCCUGAAGACCGAACCCAGACUGGACAUUCUCAUCAACAAUGCAGGCGUGAUGAGUCCAGGACACACUGAGGACGGCUUCGGCCUGGCGUUUGGGGUAAACCACCUGGGCCACUUUCUGCUCACCAACCUUCUCCUGGAGCGACUGCAGCAGUGCGGUCCCAGUCGAGUGGUCACCGUGGCUGCGCUUCUGCACCGCUUUGGCACCAUUGACUUCCCUCUGCUGGCUUCCAAGAAGGAUUUAGUGUCUGAUCAGUCUACCUGGCACAGCUUUCAAGCCUACUGCAACAGCAAGCUGUGUAAUGUGCUCUUCACUAGGGAGCUGGCCAACAGGCUGGAGGGCACCAGUGUCACCUGCUACAGCCUCCACCCAGGAGUCAUCCACACAGAACUGUGUCGCAGCAUGAGUCUGUGGCAGCAGCUCCUCAUGAUGCCCUUUGCCAAGCUCUUCUUCCUGGACCCUGAGGGGGGGUCCCAGACCACCCUGUACUGUGCUCUGCAGGAGGGCAUCGAGCCUCUCAGUGGACGGUACUUCUCUAACUGUGAACUGCAACAAGUGGGAGCCAAAGGACGAGAUGAUGCCCUGGCAAAGAAGCUGUGGGAAGUGAGUGAGAGGUUAACAAGUUUAUCUUAAGAGACUGAAUCCUAAUCUAGUAGCUCUGAGGGCUGUUUGACUGCUCUGUGCCUUAUUAGAGACCUCAACAGGUCUCCAGUGUUAAUGUCUUAUUGUUGGUCAAAGGUGAAAUCUUCAGUCAGACAGUGAGGACCAAAAAAAAAAAAACAAAAACCACAGCCAUCAGCAAAUUGAAAUAAAGUACUGAAGACUAACGGUCGUUGCUGUAUAGCUCCUAUUUGUCAUUACAUCUAGUUUUGCUAUAACUUAUUAUGUUCUGGCUAUGUGAUUGUAUUGUUUACAUUUCACUUUGCUGAAUAUCCCUUUUAUUUGUUGCUGUGAGCAGUUGUUCUUGACCGUUUUGUCUCAUCUUAAUACUUCAUUCACGGUUCUGAUUAUGUGGCUUGUAUCACUGCAGUUAACAACAUAGCCUGAAACCUCAGCGCUAACAGAGACUUCAUGAUACCAGUUAACCAGGAUCACCAAUGUUAGUUUUAGUGUUCAGGUAGUGGAUCUUUUGAAUAAUGACAGAGUGUAAAGCAUUUAGUUAUUUCUAUCUUUUGCAGAACCUUGCACUUGUUCUGCUGUUUAUCAAACGGCAGUUUUCCACAAAGCUAUGUCAUGAUUGCACUUGUGGUUAUACCAUAUUUUCUUCUUGAACUACAUUUGGGAAUGCUCUUCAACAUUGGCCUGACUGUCUUGAUUUCGACUUGCUUAAGCUAGCACAGGUAUGAUUCAUAUGAUAAUCUGCAGCAGGUACAAAUGUUGAUCCAAGUAAGAGAAUGAAUACAACGUUUAAGAUUAGGUAUGUUGGCAGAGUCAUCAUGGAGCCUGUGUAACUGUGUAACCCAACCUCAUUAUUCACAUACCUGAUAUAUGUGUUUGCGGUCUUUCACUGUGAGCAGCCACACAAGGCGAAAUGUUGCUCUGUGUCAUGCUAUUGCACAGGUGGUGGUGUACGAUACCAUACUAACAUGAGGCAGUGCCCUCCAACGAUGGUGCUACAAGAUACAAGAUAUUCCUAAUUUCAUCUGUCUGCAAACCAUGCCACAUCUCUUGAGGAGCGGUUUAAACCAUAACUAAAGGGAAAUAAAUCUAAACCUGGAUGAUGCAACAGAUCUAAUGUGAUUUUGCACUGUCUGGAUCUCUGUUUCCUCACAGGACAGCCUGCUGAGACAAGUUUGGUCAAAAGUACAAAUAAA